UUUACAGGCCCAGCAAUUCAAUUACUCAGCGCGUCCCUCACUUUCCUGAUUAGGAUUAGGUGAGACGGGAAACUCCAGUCGCCGCGCAAACGUCAGCUCGCCGGACGGGGAGAGGUGAAAUUACUGAUUGAGCCGAUAUUUUGCAGGAGCGGCUACAGAAGCAUGGCUAAGACAAGGAAUCAAAAGUCCAAACCUAAUAACAAACAAAACCAUAUUAAGAAGCAUGGAAAACAGGCUGAUAUCUCUGAAUUUCGGGCUCAGCUCGACGCUUUGGGCUUGAAAAUUAUUCAAGUCACAGCAGAUGGUAAUUGUUUCUUCAGAGCUAUAGGUGAUCAAUUGGAAGGUGAUGAGGACAAGCACGAGAAAUAUAGGAGUAUGGUUGUGCAAUACAUCAGGAAGAACCGUGAAAUGUUUGAGCCAUUUAUUGAAGAUGAGGUACCAUUUGAUGAAUAUUGUGAAUCCAUGGAAAAGGAUGGUACAUGGGCAGGACACAUGGAACUGCAAGCUACUUCUCUUGUUACUCACAGUAACAUUUGCAUCCACCGACAUAUGUUUCCUCGCUGGUACAUACGAAAUUUUGACAAUCGGGAAGCUCAGAUGAUCCAUCUUUCUUAUCAUGACGGGGAGCAUUAUAAUAGUGUUAGAUUGAAAGAAGACUCAUGUAGUGGACCAGCUAGGCCUGUAAUCAUCAAGGCUGAUGCUGAUCUUUCAGCAAAAUCCAGUCAAACUGUAAAUGUUUCCACCAAGCAUAAAGCAGAAGCUGGUAGGGAUGUGGUGCAUCCUGGAUCUGUUAAAAUGGUUAUGUCUGGAAGUGGGUGUGAAGACACAGUAAAAGUUGAACAGGUUCUACUACAAGUAGGUGGUGAUGUGGAUGCUGCAAUUGAAUUUCUUAUAGCAGAACAAGGAUCUGACAUUCACUUGUCUAUAAACAAUGAAUCCACUUGUUUAGCAAACUGUUCUCAUGUGUACUCAGGUGACUCCAAGGGGAACUGCAAUGACGGCAUUGUACAACCCGAGGACAAUACUCGUGAACAUGAUUCAGCUAACAAUGAUAUAGAAGGUCAUGAUAAUUGCAGCUCACAGCUUGAUGAAAAGAAAGUUCCACGAAAUAAGGCCUGCCCCUGCGGUUCAAAAAAGAAAUAUAAGUCUUGUUGUGGUUCUGUUGCUGGGAAGUCUUCUGCAAGAUUGGCAGUCAGUCAAGCAGUUGAAUAUGGAAAAGGGCGGAAAGACAAAAAGCAAGGAAAGAAAGGUAGAGCUGCCAAUGUUGCAGGUUCCAAUCAAUCUGAUGCUGAAUUACCUGAUAUGGGCGCACUUUGUAUAUAAUGCAGGAUUCUCUAGAAUUUUGCAGUCUGCGAAACGAGAACCUGAAGAUAAAAUCCAAACGAGCGAUUGGUGAGUGAUGACACACACCAUAUAUUGUAUUUCAACUUGCUUACCUUUUGAACCGGACAGUUUAUUUGCCGGUUUUCUAAUGCAAGAAGUGAAAAAUCCUUAGAAGAGGAGCUAUGCUGCGAAGUGCAGACAAAGGCAUAUUUCCUGGGAAGAAAGGAAAAAAUGAAAUGCAAUGCAAUGCAAUUGAGGCCAGAAAUGGAAGCCCAUUGCAUUGCCUUGUGAAUUAUGAUGCAUGUUACUCCAUGGCAUUUAAUUUUCUUCUAUUAUAAUGUACAAUACAUGUAUUAUGCCUUCUUUAAAGCUCCAUAAAACUCAUUAGUGUGAUUGAUAUAUUUGGACAUUAAAAACAAUAGUCCAUUUUAUA
Ipomoea nil (Japanese morning glory) is the source of this 1756-nucleotide messenger RNA. Its product is annotated as OTU domain-containing protein 3. The coding region runs from base 163 to 1323 and encodes 386 amino acids. Lineage: Eukaryota; Viridiplantae; Streptophyta; Magnoliopsida; Solanales; Convolvulaceae. Gene Ontology annotation, molecular function: cysteine-type deubiquitinase activity. The record is from RefSeq and is a predicted model, not a curated record. Gene Ontology annotation, biological process: protein deubiquitination. The transcript has 11 exons.